AUACACCAUUAAAACCUCAUUAAAAAUACGACCAAUUGGUGUGAAUUUUUCGAGGUAAAUCAGUUCAUUGGUGGGUGCAAUGCACUUUUUCUGAAAAAUUAAACGUGCAAUUGUUGGAACGCAGCAGAAAUUGACUGAUUUGAGGCCCGGCCCAACCAUGAGGUUCCUGCUUCCACUGCUCGCGGUGGCAGUGAUUUUUCUGAUACCGCAAACCAUAAUUGCCCAAGGCUCGGACAACUUUGAGGAGAGCGAUUUUGCCGAAUUCGAAGACUUUGAUGAAGACGAGUUUGUAGUUGACGAAGCACAGCAAGCGCCGGGUGCCCCGCAGCCAUCCGGUACCGGUGGCCAAAGCGAUGGACGAGCUGGAAACGGCCAGCCAAAGCAUCAGCCAAAACCUGCCGCAGGUCCGGCCCCAACGCAGGACCAUGAGGACUUUAUGGAAAUCGAGGACGAUCGGGACGAUGAAGACGAAGCAAUCGUGGAGAGCGAAGACAACGAGUUCGAACAUUUCCAGGACGAGGAGGAGUUUGAGGGUUUCUCCAGCACAAUCGGCGAUCAGGAUGAACUGCGACAGGGAGACACGGUAGGGAAACAGACGGAACCGAAGUUAACGAUUCCGAAAGUACCGAUCCACUUCCGAACGCACUGGGACUCGUACUGGAUGGAGAUGCUCAUGUUGGCCGGACUGCUGGCCUAUUUCGCCAACUAUCUGGUAGGCAACAAGAAAAACUCUGCCAUCGCUAACCAGUGGCUGGCGAUACAUCGCACGCUGCUGGAAGACAAUUUUGUGCUGGUCGGUGACGAUGGCAAGAAAGAAACGGAAGGGUCGACCUUUAGCUUUAACAAAGAGAGCGAAAGUGUGUACACCCUGUGGUGCAGUGGACGGACCUGCUGCGAGGGUAUGUUGGUUGAGCUUAAAAUGAUCAAACGGCAAGAUCUGGUGUCGUUGAUUGCCGGCAUCAUGAAACCGGUACAGGAUCAGCUGCAUAUCAAAGUGGAGCUGUCGGCUGAUGCGUCGGAUAAUUUUGUGUUUUGCGUCGCCACCCGCAAACAGGCCACGAAGAUGUUCAAAGAGUUGAACGAUUUGAGUAAAUACUGUUGUCUAGUCAGUAAGGCCGAGGACAAGUACGGCGUUCCCGGGUUUUCACUGUUAUCGGAGAUUCCCGAAGCAUCCGCUAGUGUAUUAGAUGGUAGGGUAGUAGCAGCACUCAACAAGUACUCGCACCUGAUCGAUUAUGUUCACGUUUCGGAUCAGUUCAGUGGUCCGAUCCAGCAAGAGGAUCCGAACCAACUGAAGCGCCCGGAUGUGAAACGCAUCGUUUCGUGCGGCUUUAACGUGCCAGUUAAAGGCGAUUUGGAAGAGAUGAAACCACUGCUGAUACUCGUUCUCUACCUGAUGGAUCGUUUGCGACGAUUCAAACUUUCCAAGGAGGGAAAAGCCAAAUCGGACAAAAACCGAGCGAUGGUGGAGGAAGAAUUCAUGAAGAACACCCAUCAGGCCCGCGCCGAAGCAGCGGCCUUGCGUCGCGAAGAGAAACGUAAGGCUGAAAAGGAGAAGAUGCUGGCCGAGGAGGACCCAGAAAAGCAGCGGCGCUGGGAGAAAAAGGAGCAGAAGCGUCAACUCAAAAAACAAGCCCCCAAGAUGAAGCAGCUUUCGAUCAAAGCUCUGUAGUAAAGAG
Molecule: messenger RNA, 1679 nt
Organism: Anopheles bellator
Lineage: Eukaryota; Metazoa; Arthropoda; Insecta; Diptera; Culicidae
Product: PAT complex subunit CCDC47
Exons: 4
Coding region: 158-1672 (504 amino acids)
Biological process (GO): endoplasmic reticulum calcium ion homeostasis
Cellular component (GO): endoplasmic reticulum
Molecular function (GO): calcium ion binding
Source: RefSeq, a predicted model, not a curated record